AUGAGUGAUAUUUUAGUUAAAAAACUAAAUAAUUCUUGUUUAAUUGUUCUAUAUACUGCAGGUGCUGGAGCAUAAGCUUUAAAUCAUUUCACACUUCAUCCAGGUUCAUCAAAAUAUGCAUUAGAGUCAUCCAGUUUUUAUGCAAAAGGGAGUUUAGAAAUACUUUUAAACAGAAAUAUUGAAAAAUAUGUUACAGAACAAGUAGCAGAAGAUAUGGCACUUAAAGCUUUAAUAAGAUCUCAUGAGAUUUUAAGCUAAGAAAAUAAUAUUGAUAAGUAUAAUUUCUUUUCUAUUAAGAUUUAAUACUACUUUAGGAAUAGGAAUUACUGCAGCUAUUAGAUCUGUAAAUGAAAGAUAGGGAAAACAUCAUGCAUUUAUUAGUUUAAAUUAUGGAAUUAAAAAAUAUACUUAUUAUUUAGAUUUGGUAAAAUAUGUAAGAACAAGAGAAGAAGAGGAUCAAUUCAUUUCUGAUAUUUUAUUUAAAUUAAUAAUUAGACAUUCAUCUUAAUAAUAAGAUGAGGAAUAAGAAUUAGUAGAUAAAAUUGAAAUUUUAGAAAAUGCUACUAUUAUAUUAAAAAUUAAAGAAUCAAAGAUGAACUAAAACUUAAUUAAAUCAUUACAAAAUCAAACAGGUAUACUAAACUCUAUUUUAAUAAAUGCUAAUCAAUAUCAAUUAAAUCCAAUUGUUUAAGAUGCCAUAAUAUUAAGUGGUUCAUUUAAUCCAAUUCAUACUGGGCAUAUUGAAUUAGCUAAAAUGGCAUAAACAUUAUUGGGAUUGCCAAAUGUUUAUUAUGAAUUAUCUAUUAAAAAUGCUGAUAAAUAAGAUAUCACUAUCUAAGAUGUAGAAAAGAGAAUAGAGUUGAUGAAAAAGUACAAUUUAAAUAUCAUAUUAUCUAAUAAAGCAUUUUUUAAAGAUAAAAAUGUAUUUUUAAAGAAUGGAGCUUUUGCUAUUGGAAUAGAUACAUAUAAAAGACUUGUUGAUGUUAAAUAUUAUAAUAAUUCUAUUCAAGAAAGAGAUCUUUCUCUUUUUUUGUUUUUACAAAAUAAUAAUAAGAUUAUAGUAGCACCUAGAUACAAUGAAAUAACAUAAAAAUUAGAAUCCUUAAAUGAUUAUGAAAUUCCAAAAAUAUUUGAAAAGAAUGUAAUAGAAUUGAAAGAAUUUAGAAAUGAUAUUUCUUCAACAAAAAUAAGAGAAAAUGAAGGCAAUUGA
Messenger RNA from Paramecium pentaurelia, 1210 nucleotides. NCBI's taxonomy places the organism in Eukaryota, Ciliophora, Oligohymenophorea, Peniculida, Parameciidae. The record is from the annotation of a GenBank genome assembly.